CGCUACAUGAACACACACACCGGGUCUCAUGCAGCGAGGAGACCCGCAGGAGUUUUAGCCCAGAUUGGAGAAAGGACAUAGCGAGUGACCGUCAUGGCAGCGUCGGAGCUGUACACAAAGUGUGCUCGGGUGUGGAUCCCCGAUGCAGAGGAGGUGUGGAAGUCCGCCGAGCUGACAAAGGACUACAAAAAUGGCGACGCCUCCCUGCAGCUCAUGCUGGAAGAUGGAACGAGCCUUGAGCACAAACUGGACCCCAAGACGAAGAACCUGCCUUACCUGCGAAACCCCGACAUCCUGGUGGGCGAGAACGACCUCACAGCGCUCAGCUACCUCCACGAGCCGGCCGUCCUGCACAACCUCAAAGUCCGCUUCGUCGACUCCAAGCUCAUCUACACUUACUGCGGCAUCGUUCUGGUGGCCAUCAACCCGUACGAGACGCUGCCGAUCUACGGCUCAGACAUCAUCAACGCCUACAGCGGUCAGAACAUGGGAGACAUGGACCCACACAUCUUCGCCGUGGCAGAGGAGGCUUACAAACAGAUGGCCAGGGAUGAGAGGAACCAGUCUAUCAUUGUGAGCGGGGAGUCCGGAGCAGGAAAGACGGUAUCAGCCAAAUACGCCAUGAGAUACUUUGCUACGGUUAGCGGCUCCGCCAGCGAGGCCAACGUAGAGGAGAAAGUCUUGGCUUCCAACCCCAUCAUGGAGGCCAUUGGAAACGCAAAGACCACCCGAAAUGACAACAGCAGUCGCUUCGGAAAAUACAUCGAGAUCGGCUUCGACAACCGCUUCCGAAUCAUCGGCGCCAACAUGAGAACAUAUCUGCUGGAGAAAUCACGAGUGGUGUUUCAGGCUGACGAGGAGAGGAAUUAUCAUAUCUUCUACCAGCUCUGUGCUUCAUCCCAUCUGCCUGAGUUCAAGACUCUGAAGCUGAGCAGUGCAAAUGACUUCCUGUACACCAGGCAGGGCCGCAGCCCCGUUAUCGACGGCGUGGACGACACGAAGGAACUUUGCACCACUCGCAAUGCUUUCACCCUGCUUGGCAUCAAUGAGUCCUAUCAGAUGGGGUUGUUCCAGGUUUUGGCUGCUAUUCUUCAUCUGGGAAACGUGGACAUAAAGGACAGAGACUCAGACAGCAGCGUCAUUGCUCCCAACAAUCGGCACCUGACGGCAUUCUGCGAGUUGGUAGGCGUGACCUACCAGGACAUGUCUCAGUGGCUGUGCCACAGGAAGCUGAAGACGGCCACAGAGACCUAUAUCAAGCCCCUCCCACGCCUGCAGGCCACCAACGCCCGUGACGCGCUGUCCAAACAUAUCUACGCCAAGCUCUUCAACUGGAUUGUGGAGCACGUUAAUAAAGCCCUUAUCACCAAUGUCACACAGCACUCCUUCAUCGGGGUCCUGGACAUCUACGGGUUUGAGACAUUUGAGAUCAACAGCUUCGAACAGUUCUGUAUCAACUACGCUAAUGAGAAACUCCAGCAGCAGUUCAACAUGCAUGUGUUCAAGCUGGAGCAGGAGGAGUACAUGAAGGAGCAGAUCCCCUGGACCCUGAUCGACUUCUAUGACAAUCAGCCCUGCAUCAACCUCAUAGAAGCCAAAAUGGGCAUCCUGGACCUGUUGGACGAGGAGUGCAAGAUGCCAAAAGGUUCGGAUGACUCGUGGGCUCAGAAACUCUACAACACCCACCUGAAGACCUGCUCACUCUUCGAGAAGCCGCGCAUGUCCAACCGCGCCUUCAUCAUCCAACACUUUGCCGACAAGGUGGAAUACCAGUGUGAAGGUUUCCUGGAGAAGAACAAAGACACAGUGAAUGAAGAACAGAUCAAUGUGCUGAAGGCCAGCAAGUUUGACCUGCUGGUGGAGCUGUUCCAGGAUGAGGAGAAAGCUACCAGCCCCACAGGUCAGGCCCCCGGCACCGGAGGCCGGACCCGUCUCAGCGUCAAACCUGACAAGAGCCGGCAGAAGAGCAGCAAGGAGCACAAGAAGACCGUCGGCUGCCAGUUUCGUAACUCUCUGCAAAUGCUGAUGGAGACUUUGAACGCAACCACUCCACACUAUGUUCGCUGCAUCAAACCCAAUGACUUCAAGAUGGCCUUCUCGUUUGAUCCCAAACGUGCAGUGCAGCAGCUCAGAGCCUGCGGUGUCCUGGAAACCAUCCGCAUCUCUGCUGCAGGUUUCCCAUCCAGAUGGACGUACCAGGAGUUCUUCAGCCGUUACAGAGUGCUGAUGAAGCAGAAGGACGUGUUACCUGACAAGAAGCUGACCUGCAGGAAUGUUAUGGAGAAACUAGUGCAGGACCAGGAUAAAUACCAGUUCGGUAAGACCAAGAUCUUCUUCAGGGCCGGCCAGGUAGCCUACCUGGAGAAGUUGAGGGCGGACAAGUUGCGCGCCGCCUGCAUUCGUAUCCAGAAAACCAUCCGCUGCUGGCUGGCACGCAAGAAGUAUCUGCGCAAGCGCAGCGCCGCCAUCACCAUCCAGAGGUUCACCAGAGGGUACCAGGCUCGCUGCCUGGCCAAGUUCAUGCGUCGCACUCAGGCGGCCACCGUCAUCCAGAAGUACCAGAGGAUGUACAUGGAGAAGAAACGCUACAGGCAGAAGCAGGCCGCCGCUCUGGCCAUGCAGACGAUCCUGAGAGCUUACAUGGCCCGACAGAAGUACCAGGCGUUACUGCGGGAGCACAAGAUGGUGAUCAUUCAGAAGCGCGUCCGUGGCUGGUUGGCUCGGUGCUGGUACAAGCGCUGCCUCGUCUCCAUCGUCUACCUGCAGUGCUGCAUCCGCAGGAUGAGGGCCAGGCGAGAGCUGAAGAAGCUGAAGAUCGAGGCUCGCUCGGUGGAGCACUUCAAGAAGCUCAACAAAGGCAUGGAGAACAAGAUCAUGCAGCUGCAGAGGAGAAUCGACGAGCAGAGCAAGGACAACCGGUCGGUCAACGAGAAGCUAGUCAGUCUGGAGAAUUCGUACACAGCAGAGAGCGAGCGGAUGCGCGGCGAGCUGAGCCGGCUGCGCGGGGUGGAGGAGGAGGCCAGGAACAAAAGCAACCAGGUGUCCUCGCUGCUGGAGGAGCUGGAGAGGCUGAGGAAGGAGCUGAGCGCCACACAGCAGGAGAAGAAGACCAUCGAGGACUGGGCACAAACCUACAGGGACGAAAUGGAGAAAAUGGUCUCGGAGCUGAAGGAUCAGAAUGGCUCGCUGAAGAAAGACAAGGACGACUUGAACAGGUUGAUUCAGGAACAGAGUCAGCAGAUGACAGAGAAAAUGGCUCGUGCGAUCGCACAGGAGACUCAGCAGCUGGAGACGGAUCUGAACGAGGAGCGAUCUCGCUACCAGAAUCUCCUGACAGAACACCUUCGCCUCGAGGAGAAGUACGACGACCUGAAGGAGGAGAUGGUUUCCUCGAACGUGUCCAAGCCUGGCCACAGGAGAACAGACUCCACCCACAGCAGCAACGAAUCAGAGUACACCUACAACUCCGAGUACGCCGAAUUGGAAGAAGGUUCCCGCGCCACCGAAGAUGUGACGCGAGGAAUGGACACCUCGCUGACCCUCAAGCUGCAGAAACGACUCACAGAACUGGAGCAGGAAAAGCAGUCGCUGCGCAACGAGCUGGAAAACAAAGAGGAGCAGUUCCAGCGGGCUAGAGCGAGGGAUGACGCAGAGUUUAAAAAGGCUCGUGGUGCAGAGCUGGAGUACGAGUCCCUGAAGCGUCAGGAGCUGGAGUCAGAGAACAAGAAGCUGAAACAUAACCUGGUGGAGAUGAGGCAAAGCCUGCUGGGUGACGCAGCUACAGGCGCCGGGGCCCCGGGCUCCCCAGCUUACAAGGUGCUCCUGGAGCAGCUGAACUCGGCCUGUGAGGAGCUGGACGUCCGCAAGGAGGAGGUGCUGAUCCUGCGCUCACAGCUGGUCAGCCAGAAGGAAGCCAUGCACCACAAGGAGACCAUGACCGAGCCGUCUGUCUACGCUGAAGAUGUGUCCAAACUGAAGGACGCUGACGAACUAAAGCAAGCUUGCAUUGGCCUCAAAGACACCAACAGGCUGCUGGAGCACCAGCUGCAGACUGAGCGGAGAGCUUACAAUAACGAGGUGGAGGCGUUGCGCGGCGAGCUGCAGAAUGCAAAGGAGGAGAACAACCGUCAGCAGCAGCUCUUGGCCCAAAACCUCCAGCUGCCUCCAGAGGCCCGAAUCGAAGCCAGUCUGCAGCACGAGAUCACCCGACUCACCAACGAGAACCUGGAACUCUUGGCUGAAGAUCCCACAGCGUCCCAAGAGGCUCGAGUCAUCAUUUUACGGCGGAUGGUUGAUCUGAUGGAGCAGCUGGAGAAGCAGGACCGAACCAUCCGCAAGCUCAAGAAGCAGCUGAAGGUUUACUCCAAGAGGAUUGGAGAGAUGGGAGCUGGUCAAACGGAGGGACAGACGUCUCCAGGACAGAUGGUGGACGAGCCGAUCCACCCUGUCAACAUUCCCCGCAGGGAGAAAGAUUUCCAGGGGAUGCUGGAGUACAAGAAGGAGGAUGAGCUCAAACUGGUCAAGAACCUCAUCCUGGAGCUGAAGCCUCGCGGUGUAGCCGUGAAUCUGAUCCCAGGUCUGCCGGCCUACAUCCUGUUCAUGUGUCUGAGACACGCAGACUAUGUCAACGAUGACCAGAAGGUCCGCACUCUACUCACCUCAACCAUCAACAGUAUUAAGAAGAUCCUGAAGAAACGAGGAGACGACUUUGAGACGGUUUCCUUUUGGCUGGCGAACACCUGCCGCUUCUUACACUGUCUGAAACAGUACAGUGGAGACGAGGCCUUCAUGAAGCACAACACACAGAGGCAGAAUGAACACUGUCUGUCCAACUUCGACCUGGCAGAGUACAGACAGGUGAUCAGUGACUUGGCCAUCCAGAUCUACCAGCAGCUGAUCAAAUGCAUGGAGAACAUCCUCCAGCCCAUGAUAGUCUCUGGCAUGCUGGAACACGAGACCAUCCAGGGCGUUUCGGGGGUGAAGCCCACAGGUCUCCGCAAGCGGACGUCUAGCAUCGCCGACGAGGGCACCUACACCCUGGACUCUAUCCUGCGGCAGCUCAGCGCCUUCCACUCCACCAUGUGCCAGCACGGCACCGACCCCGAGCUCAUCAAGCAGGUGGUGAAACAGCAGUUCUACAUCAUCGGAGCCGUCACCCUCAACAACCUGCUGCUGCGCAAGGACAUGUGCUCCUGGAGCAAAGGCAUGCAGAUCAGGUACAAUGUGAGCCAGCAGGAGGAGUGGCUCAGAGACAAAGGUUUGAUGACAUGUGGAGCCAAGGAGACUCUGGAGCCUCUGAUCCAGGCCGCUCAGCUGCUGCAGGUGAAGAAAAAGACUGACGAGGACGCUGAGGCCAUCUGCUCCAUGUGCCAGGCCCUCACCACUGCUCAGAUCGUGAAGGUCCUGAACCUCUACACUCCAGUCAACGAGUUUGAGGAGAGAGUGUCGGUUGCUUUCAUACGAACCAUACAGACUCGCUUGCGAGACCGUUGUGAGAGUCCCCAGUUGUUGAUGGACACGAAGAUGAUUUAUCCCGUCACUUUCCCGUUCAGCCCGUCCUCCCUCGCCCUAGAAACCAUCCAGAUUCCCAGCUCACUCAACUUGGGGUUCCUCACCCGCGUUUAGAGAGCUGCCAGUUUCAAACACGGUAUCCAGUUCUCUUAUGAAAUCCCUGGUCUGAACACGCAUACAAGCAAAAUUACACACACAAACACAUGCUGAACUGUCAUCAUGCAUCUGUACAAUACUUCCAUCCUCUGAACGUACACAUGCACGCCUACACCCACGUGCACCUUCUCUCUUACUAAACGCACAAAUGCACCCAAACAUCCGCAGUCGCCGCCGCUGGUUUAAAUCUGGCUGUAAAACGUCACCACCUGUCCACCGCUUGUAUAAACGCCUGCCUCUUAGAGAAGCCACAGGACCAGAUCAACGGCAUCACAUUAAAGUGCGAGACGAGAAGAAGAAGCCACAACAACAGGCAAGAUGGAUUCUCAUGGAUGGAGCACACACAAAACACGCUGUCUGAUUAUCAUUUGGGCCGAAGAGUAAAUGGAAAUGAUUUAUGUAUUUAUUGGAUAUAGAGCCGGGGGAAGUGAGAUCCAGUCACAAGAGGUCCUUUAAGACGCAUGUGGAGAUGCAAUCUAAAGCCAGGUGUGAACUGACGUACUCAGAGCUGCCCACUUGUCAUCGGAUUGCCCAAAAAUCAUGUUAAUGCCAGGUGUAAACAGGGCCAAAAAGUCCUCGUCUGUCUGCAUUCACAUUGUCCUCGCUGCUUCCUGUUUAGCCAUUUGCUCAUUUACUUCCUGCUGUGCCAUUAUUAUUAAAAAUUAACCAAGUUUCCCUCGUGCCCUCAUGUGAACCUUAUUUUUGUCUCAUGACCUUACCCUUUUAAAAAGAUAUUUCACUUUGAUAGAAUAUUUUCUUUUUUUUAAGGUGCUUGCAUAUAAGAUUGUGAAUGGUCACUGAAACUAGACUUUUUGAUUUAAUGUUUAAUUAAGCCAAACAAGAAUAAAAACACAGGAAUGAUCAAUUAAACACAUAGACAUAGAUAAGAGACUAUAAGUAAAUUAAUAAAAGCAUAUAGUAUCUCAUCAAGUAUCACACAAGUAGUGAUACACAAGUGACAAAAUACAAACAAAAGCCAGAGUGUCAUGUCUUAAUGAUGAUAAUUUAGAGGCUAAAGAAAAGAGAUGCGUCUUAGGAUGGGUUGUGAGCUUAUCAGUGGAGGGGGAAGAUCGUCCACCUUUGGUUUUUAACUGGGUGCAGGGAAUGGAGAGCAGUAAUUGGUCACCAGACCUGAGGGGGCUGAGUAGUUUUGAGAUGGAACCUGGCACAAGUCCAUGCAGUGCGUUAAAAGCAAAUAAACGAGUCUUAAAAUUAAUUUUGUACUUCACUGGUAACCAGCGAGGAAAGGCUAACACAGGAGAGAUAUGGUGUCUCCUCCUGGUACCAGUGAGGAGUCUCGCUGCUGCAUUUUGAGCCAACUGCAGCAGAGAUGAUGUCGACUGACUGAUUCCUGCAUAGAGAAACCUGCAGUAGUCGAAGCGAGAGGAAAUAAAAGUCUCCAAAUCUUCAACAGACAGAAUGAUUUAAAUUUAGCAAGUGCUCUAGGAUGGUAGGAGCUAGUGCUGACAACAGAGUUGAUUUGUUUCUCAAAUGUUAAUUAAGAUUGGUUGCAAAUUGUCUGCUGGGCCGGGUGCUAGGACCUCAAUUUUAUUCUGGUUUAGCUGAGGGAAGCUUUUUGCCAUCCAGGAUUUUACAUCCUCAGUCCAAUUUUAAACGGAGUUAACACUGUAUGGAUCGCAAGGUUUCAGCAGGAGGUACAGUUGGGUGUCGUCGUCCUAACAAUUGUAGGAGAAGUUAUAUUUUGUAAAAAAUAUACCCCUAAGGAAGAAUACAUUGAGAAAACAGAAUGGGGCCUAACAUGGAGUCUUGUGGUACUCCACAAGAAAUGGAUGCACAAGGAAAGGACAUGUUAUCAGUUCUUACAGAGGCUGAUCAUUCUUGGAGGUAGGAGGCUAACCACUGACAGGCCUGUCCCUGAAUGCAACAUGUUGAAGUAUGUCUGUGGAGAUUCUCAUUCAUCCAGGUCAUGGUACAUCUUAGAAGUUACAUGUUGAAGAAGGUGCAGGAGGGUGGAAUUAUCAACAUUGUCGAAGGAAGCCAAGAGAUCUAAAUUAAUUAACAUAGCUCAAUUAUCUGAAUCUGAAGACAAGAUCAAAUCAUUUGUCACCCUGAGGACAGCAGACUCUGUGCUAUGGUGUGUCCUAAAACAUGACUGACAUGUUCAAUGUGCUAAAUUUGUCCAAGAAGGAAAUGAGUCGAGAGAAAACUAUUUUGUCAAGAUGUUUGGAUAUGCAGAGCUUUGAGAUUGGUUGGUGAUUAUUAGGAUCAGGCAGAUCAAAGUUUCAUCAGAAUGAAGAAAGCUGGUGAGGACAGAGGGGAUUGACCUGAACUCUGCAGGAUCGUAGGAGGGCAGUGAGACCUGAGAAGUUACGGUGUACAUUUAGCUAAUAAUGAAUUUUAGAAAAUCUCACAGGUAUCUGGUGUUGCUUCAGGAUGAAUUGUGACUGCAGGGUUGAGGACUGUAUUUAUUGUUUUAAAUGAAACUUUUAUCUUUUUUGUAUUUAUGCUCUGCUCUCCUGCAUUCCUGCAUUCCUGGAGUUAAACCAGGGCUGAGUAGAGUGGGCAACUAAGUAGAGAAUAUUAGUGCAAUUGCAACUCAAUAUUGGGACCAGAUCUUCUGUGCCCAGACCAUCAGGGGAAGCAUUAAUGGGAUCAGAGAUCAAAUCUAAAAAUGAUGCUGACCAACCAAGGAAGCGCAAAUCAAAAUAUUUUUGCAUGACUGAGAGCCGGGGAAAUAUGAGUAAACCGGUGAAGAUGCAGUACAUGCUGAAAAAGAAAAGUAUUCUACUGAGGUGAAGUGUCUCAUUAAGCACCACAUUAAGCAGACCACUCUCACUCUGACAGGAACGAGCUACAGAUGAAAAGUGGAGUAAAUUGAGUAUGUGAUGUUUUGUGUUGCACUUGUAUUUGAAAAGACUUUGAUAUCCAUAUGCUCUCAUGGGGACCACAUGUUAUCAAUCUGCCUUUAGUUAUAUAUUUUGGAUAAAUAGAUAGUUUAAAGUAUGGUCUGUGUAAAGAGUACAUAUCUGCAGGUUGUGAAGAAAGACGGUCACUGAAGGAAUUAAGUAACCAUAUGAAUGUUAAAAAUUGUUAAUAAAGUGUAUCAUGAUUUAACUGCACAUUGUGGACAAAAGCCUUAUCUGAUUUAUUUGCUAUCUGAAUGACUUACACACAUAAUCAAUGUUGUGGCAUUGUUUGGUUCUGUCAGUAUUUGUUUUUUUUUCCCACUGUAAACUGAAUAGAAAUUGUUAAAUGUGAUCAUUUUUAUGUUGAUAAGGUGUCCCGUUGUCAUACAGUUGGUGUCAAAGAUAGGUUGCACUGCUUAGCCAUAAGUCCAAAUGCACUUUUUAGAUACUGCUGAGGAGGUCAAAGAUGGAUGUGAACUGUAAAAAGAGAAUUUCACAUUUAAUAGCCUGUCUUCGUUUGAUUCCCACCACCUUUACUGGACUGUGGCCCAUUGAGCUUCCUCUACCACAUUCACUUCCUUAAUAAAACCGCUAGGAAAAUCACUGGUUAAUUAGUAAUUAAUGCAAGCCCCAGGUGACUCAGUCAGACUAUCCUUGAGAGUGCUCUGCCUCUGGGGAGGCUGGCCUAGUUUCAGAGGAGGAAAAAAAACCCCACAUUCAUUCAUUGAUGGUAUUGUUGAGCAAAGCUGCAGCUUCUUGUUCCUCUGGGCUUCUCUUGGGCUCUCAAACAGGAGAAAAUGUCAUUCCUCCCCUCUGCGUUUUUACACUAAGGAGAAAGUUGGUUGUGCGAUAUGACGUAGACAUUAUAAAUGACCAUUGUUGCCAUUUUAAAAAUUGUUAUCUCAUCACUCCAGCUGUUGUGGUACUGGUGUGAACAUGCUGAAGCCAGUCCCAAAUGUUCCCUCUCUGACCCAUGUGUACAUUUGACAAACUGGACUGUUUGUAGUUUCUGAUAGCUGUGCUUAGUGAAUGUGUUCACCGUUAAGAAACUAAGAAACU
Molecule: messenger RNA, 9593 nt
Organism: Chelmon rostratus (copperband butterflyfish)
Lineage: Eukaryota; Metazoa; Chordata; Actinopteri; Chaetodontiformes; Chaetodontidae
Gene: myo5aa
Product: myosin VAa
Exons: 40
Coding region: 94-5625 (1843 amino acids)
Biological process (GO): vesicle transport along actin filament; actin filament organization
Cellular component (GO): vesicle; actin cytoskeleton; myosin complex
Molecular function (GO): actin filament binding; microfilament motor activity; ATP binding
Source: RefSeq, a predicted model, not a curated record